CCAGCCUUUUCUCAUGGAUCUGAUCUCGGCCUGCGAACGGACCGUGACUCCCGUCGGCCUGGAGACCAUCGUGGCGGACCUGGUCUCCGCGUCGCCCAACGCCACUGCGGCGGGGUCCCCCGCCGUCUCCGUGGCAACCAGGACCCUGAUCCUGCUCGCCUGCCUGCUGCUGGCGGCGUGGAAGCGGGCGGACAAGAAGGAGACUGUGCCCGGGCCUUGUUUCUGCCUGGGCUUGGGCCCGCUCCUGUCGUACGUGAGAUUCAUUUGGACCGGUUUGGGCACCGCCAGCAACUACUACAACAACAAGUACGGAGACAUCGUGAGGGUGUGGAUCGACGGAGAGGAGACGCUCAUACUCAGCAGGGCGUCGGCCGUGCACCACGUGCUGAAGAACGGGCAUUACACUUCACGCUUUGGCAGCAGGCGAGGACUCAGCUGCAUGGGCAUGAACGAGAGAGGCAUCAUAUUUAACAACAACGUGACUCUGUGGAAAAAGAUACGCACGUACUACACCAAAGCCCUGACAGGUCCGGGCUUGCAGCAGACGGUGGAGGUCAGCGUCUCCUCCAGCCAGAAGCACCUGGACGACCUGGGCGGUUUGGGCCGCGUGGACGUCCUCAGCUUGCUCCGCUGCACCGUGGUCGACAUCUCCAACCGGCUGUUCCUGGGCGUGCCUUUCGAUGAAAAGAAAAUGCUGCUGAAGAUCCACAAGUAUUUUGACACGUGGCAGACGGUGCUGAUUAAGCCAGACGUCUACUUUAAAUUGGGGUGGAUUCAUCGAAGGCACAAGAGGGCGGCCCAGGAGCUGCAGGACGCCAUCGAGAGCCUGGUGGAGCAGAAGAGGCGAGACGUGGAGCAGGCGGAGAAACUGGACAACAUCAACUUCACCGCAGAGCUCAUAUUUGCGCAGAACCACGGGGAGCUGUCUGCGGAGAACGUGAGGCAGUGCGUGUUGGAGAUGGUGAUCGCAGCGCCGGACACUCUGUCCGUCAGCCUCUUCUUCAUGCUGCUGCUCCUCAAACAGAAUCCAGAUGUGGAGUUCAAGCUGCUCCGUGAGAUAGACACCGUCUUAGGCGACGGGCCGCUCCGGAACGGGGACCUGCAGAGGUUACAGGUGCUGGAGUGCUUCAUCAACGAGUGCCUGCGCUUCCACCCCGUGGUGGACUUCACCAUGCGCCGAGCCCUGUCCGACGACGUCAUAGACGGCUACAGGGUGCCCAAGGGCACAAAUAUCAUCCUGAACACCGGCCGCAUGCACAGGACAGAGUUUUUCCUCAAACCCGAUGAGUUCAGUCUGGAAAACUUUGAAAAAAAUGCUCCUCGCCGGUACUUCCAGCCGUUCGGUUCGGGCCCCCGCGCCUGUGUCGGCAAGCACAUCGCCAUGGUGAUGAUGAAGUCCAUCCUGGUCACGCUGCUGUCCCAGUACUCGGUUUGCCCCCACGAGGGCUUGACCCUGGACGGCCUCCCGCAGACCAACAACCUCUCCCAGCAGCCCGUGGAGCAGCAGCAGGAGAGCGAACACCUCAGCAUGACAUUCUUACCCAGACAGAGAGGAAGCUGGCCAGAUGCCUGAGACGUGGAAAUCUCACACCAGUGUACAGAGAUAUGUUUUAUACUUUUGUUACGUAUUAAAUGCGCGUAUUUCUAGGUGAACUUUUAUGUAUGUUUGUGAUUUUAGAACAUGCAAAUACCCAAGUAAAUGUAAAUUAUUGUGCCGAUAGUACGUGAUGUUGUCUUCUUUUUUUAAAUGUGAUUACAAAGCCCACACGCUGUUUGUAUAUUACGCAUACAGGCACAUACUGCAAAUAAUCACCAGCCCCUGUAUACUCUAAGGAUUCAUUUAUUUUUUUGCACUAUACAGAAUACCCAACUUGUAAAUAGAUGUUUUUUUUAUUAUUAUUACUUUGUAUUUAUAGGCCUAUUUAUAUAAUAUAUAUGUGAACACCUAAUAUUUUCUCCGCUGUGUUUUUAAAUAACAGUUCUGUCUUUUGUUUGACUUUAUUUGUCUUUCUUUUUUGCCCUUGUUUUUAGCUGUUAUUCUAUUUCUGUGUAAAUACAUUAAAAAAGAAGAUGAA
Molecule: messenger RNA, 2075 nt
Organism: Pungitius pungitius (ninespine stickleback)
Lineage: Eukaryota; Metazoa; Chordata; Actinopteri; Perciformes; Gasterosteidae
Gene: cyp19a1a
Product: aromatase
Exons: 9
Coding region: 14-1573 (519 amino acids)
Biological process (GO): response to estradiol; female gonad development
Cellular component (GO): endoplasmic reticulum
Molecular function (GO): heme binding; iron ion binding; aromatase activity
Source: RefSeq, a predicted model, not a curated record